AACAGAGUGCCAAGUUUAAUUGUACUAUUACCUGGAGUAAUUGAUCUACUUUAUGAAAAUUACUGCUGAAAUCGCUCCUAUUAACCUAAUAACUCUUUGAAUUUUAAAGGCCAAUUUGCGAAUGAAUUUUGCUAAGCCUUGCAUCAUUAAAUGAUUGGAAUUAGAACUGAACAUACCAUAAAGCACUAUGUCGACAAUUGAGGACUAUGAUCUACGCAAUGCCUUCAAAAUCGAACGAAAACUUCUCCUCCUCUGUGGUAUCUACCCUAACGAGGGUAGGAUCAACAAAAAACUGUAUAACUUAUCAGCAUUUUGUCACAUAUCUUUCUCUUUAUUGAUAACGUUGUCCAUGGUCAUUUUUCUUGCUAUGAACAUGAAGAAUAUACUAUCUGUAGUAGAAGCUUUAUUAUUUCUGGCUACACAAAUGGCUUUUCUUUGCAAACUGUUCAACGUGCUAAACAAAAAACACAAGCUUCUAGAAAUAGAAGAUAUAUUAGCUAACCCUGCUUUCUAUGGAUAUCCCAAAGAAAAGAGACAUUUGAUUGAAGACUCUGUUCGCUUCACAAAGAUAUUCGGAAUGUGUUAUAGAUCGAUUUGUACUGUGGUUUCCAUAACUUACGCUAUUUUCCCACUUAUGGAUGAUGACGAGUGGGCACUGCCUUUGUCAGGCUGGAACCCUAUCCAAAUAGACACUAAGUUCAAAUACUGGACAAUUUUUACCUUUCAGUGGGUGUCUUACUACAUGAGUGUCUAUAUCAACUCUGGUAUAGACAUCUUGAUUUACAUAUUGAUCACUGUUGUUACUUCCCAAUUUGAGAUACUGAAAGACAAUCUGACCAAUAUAAGAUAUGAGACAGACACAGCUAAAAGGGACUUUGCUAAGAACGUUGUUCUGCAUUAUGGAAUCUUGAAGCUUGUACGUGUCAUCGAAGAUACCUUUUCGUAUGCCACGUUUUUCCAAUUUUUCUCAAGCGUGGUAGUCAUUUGCUUCACAGGAUUUGAAAUGAUGAUAGUUCCACCGAACAGUAUCCAGUUCAUUUCUAUGUGCACGUAUUUUAACGCUAUGAUCUUUCAAGUGGCUAUGUACUGCUGGUUUGGUCAUAGCAUCAUUGCUAGUAGUGACAAAAUAAAUGAUGCAAUCUACAUGUCCAACUGGUACGAGGCAGAUCUCAGUUUGAAGAAGUCUAUAAUGAUUUUCAUGGAGAAAUGUAAAAAACCAGUUGUUUUAACAGCAGGGAAAAUAUUCCCUCUGUCGUUGGUAACCUUUACUAGCAUCAUGCGAUCGUCUUAUUCCUAUUUAGCCGUUCUACAAAGUAUGUACGGACAGGAAUAAUGGUUUUCAGCAGGAUAAGUCAUGUUAGAAUUCUUAGAUAAGCACAACUAGAACAGACAAGCA
Molecule: messenger RNA, 1396 nt
Organism: Anoplophora glabripennis (Asian longhorned beetle)
Lineage: Eukaryota; Metazoa; Arthropoda; Insecta; Coleoptera; Cerambycidae
Product: odorant receptor 85b-like
Exons: 6
Coding region: 188-1333 (381 amino acids)
Biological process (GO): detection of chemical stimulus involved in sensory perception of smell; sensory perception of smell
Cellular component (GO): plasma membrane
Molecular function (GO): odorant binding; olfactory receptor activity
Source: RefSeq, a predicted model, not a curated record